AUGCAUGAUACGAUAGUACGCCUGGCGGAUGUCUGGAAGACUUGCAACAAGAUCCGCGCCGCAGCCUUCCGGGUGGGCCUUAAUCUGUGGGACUGGUACCGGCCCCUGGAUCCUGAGGGCAACUCCCUGAUUUCUGAGUCCAAGUUCGUGUCAAUCCUCGCGGGCCCGCUACGCGCGGUGCUGGGCCUGUCUGAUGCUGAAGUGGCUCAACUAGCCGACUACUUCCGCGCGCAGGACGGCCGCGUGCUCUAUCACCAGCUCUGCCAGAUCAUACAUGGAGAAGAUGCUGGCGGUCGAGAUAAGACGUCAGCAGAUUGCCUCCUCGAAGCAUGCCCUCCGCCGCCAGAACCACAGUGCCACAAGCUGGACCAGUGGCAGACGCGCCGCCUGUGCUGUCUGCUCGCCACCAUCGCACAACGAGACCUACCACUGAAGCCUUAUUUCCAGGAUUAUGAACUUGUAGCCAAAAAUGACGGGCGUAUAACCUUCGCUCAUUUCGCUCGCAUUCUGGACUACAUCGGCGUGAUUGUCACCCCCGAGGACUUCAACCUGCUGGUGCGCCGGUUCAUCAAGGACUCUUACACCUUGGACUACGUGGAGUUCAUCAAAGCCGUUGAUGCUGUCAAGAAGGAGGGUAUCCAAGGACUGGGGCCAGCGUACAAUAACCCGAAAGCAGUGAUCGAUACAACAUUGCCUAAGCUGGUCCGACCGGAGAUCGACGCAGGGGUGCCUGUAUCGAAGUUGGGACCCUCAGAUGUCUUCCAUCCAGCGCUGGAGCCACCCAAGCCGACGCGACAGCUCCUCGAUCUGAUGAUGCGCGUCCAGGAGUAUGUUCUGCAACGGCGGAUAAGAGUUUCCGAGUUCUUCAGAGACUACGACCCGUUGAACUGCGGUCGCAUAGCCCGCCAGCAGUUCCGACGCGCGCUGGACGCGAUCGGUCUCGGCAGCAUCAUGAGCAACGCCGAGGCGAUGUGCAUCAUCCAGCACUACGUGGACCCCAACGACCCCGACCGCGUCUGCUGGCGGACCUUCGAGGACGACUGUGAUCAAGUAUUCGCAAUAAAAGAGCUAGAGAAACACCCAAAUGUGGUGGCCGGUGCUACAGCGGAGGCAGUGGCCGAGCUGCCAGCACGGGGAUCAGCGGCGGAGCGCGGCGGGCAGCCGGACAGCGAGCUCGACCUAGCGCAGACGGCGCUGCUGCGAGUGCGCGCGGCUUGUAAGGAGCGCUCCAUCGACUUGAGACCUUCGUUCGGGGACCACGAUGAACAUAACAACGGGCACGUGUCACGCGCUCAAGUACGGCGCGUGCUGGCGCGGCUCGGCGUGCUGCCGACGCCGGCGCAGCUCCGGGCACUCGAGCAGCGCUACCUCGACGACUGCGGGUUCAGCUACGUGGCGCUGCUGGAUGAGCUGGAAGAGAGACCGGUAGAGAGCGCCACCAUCGCCAGCCCGUCGGUGGCAGUGCGCGGCCCUCACUCUCACGCCGCCGACCCGCGCGAGACGGACAUUGUUCACAUCCUCGCUAAAAUUAAAGGGAAGAUGGUACGUGAAGGCCUACGUCCGCGGGACUUCAUUGCUCAGUUCGACAAGCAGAGGGAGUUGGUCGUGCCGCGUGCUGACUUCUACCGCGGCCUUGCCACCGCCGGGCUGGCCUUGACGCCUCUUGAAAUGGAUACCCUCAUGGAAGUGUUUUGCGCUCCUGGUCGUCGACGCUACAUCGAGUACGAGAGAUUCUGCGCAACCGUGGGCGAAGCCCUAACGCAGAGUGGUCUAGAACGAGCUCCCUUGUUGCAACCCGUCCCACACAUCCCCACCAUUGACUCCCCGCUCAACUACCUAAACUUUGAGGAGCGUAACAUAGUCGCCGGCGCGCUAUCCAAACUGGCGAAGUUCCCCGAUCAGCUGUCCAACAUACUGGAGGUUUUCAAGGAUUCUGACAAAGAGCGUUGUGGCACGAUACCGCGAGGAGCAGUGGAGCGCGCCCUCUGCAGGCGCGGACUACUGUCGCUUGUGUCAGCUCGCGAGAGAGAUCUCAUCUACAAGUGCUUUGGCUACAGAAGAGGUUGUGGAGACGAGGUAAACUACAGAGGUCUGUGCAAUGCUCUAGACAUCCUUCAUGCAACUUCCAGUGCGCAGCCAUGUUGACUUCACAUUUUUGACAUGUUAUCACUGUAAACUAGCAAUGCUACUUGACAAGACAGUAUGUGUUUUUUGAAUAAAAAUAUUUAAAAUGCAUUAAUCAAAGACGUAGUUUUAUUUAUACUUGAUGAACUUCCAUAUAGAAUGUUUUUAUGUACUAUUAGUAUUACAAUAUAAUAAUAGGGGAGCCGAAGAGGGGAUUUUUGCAGUUACUCGAGCGCGGCAGAUAAACAUAAGGGACUAGACCUUGCACGUUGUUGAGUACCUCAAGUCCUU
Bicyclus anynana (squinting bush brown) is the source of this 2415-nucleotide messenger RNA. RefSeq lists its product as uncharacterized. Bases 1 to 2145 code for a protein of 714 amino acids. The record is from RefSeq and is a predicted model, not a curated record. The transcript is spliced from 14 exons. Lineage: Eukaryota; Metazoa; Arthropoda; Insecta; Lepidoptera; Nymphalidae.